GUGGCUUCUCGUGCCACCUUUCUCUCACGGCGCGGUCAAAGGUUUGUAUUUGACCGAAUUUCUCUUCGUCACAGAUUAUUGCCGCCAAAAGCCACGCCACGCCGAGUCCUGCAGCGCAACAGAUUCGCAGCUAACCAACAAGUUCUGCCAAGAUGCCGCACUCCUUCGGUGCGCGUGCUCGCACGCGAGACAUGUUCAAGAGAGGCUUCAAGCAGCAUGGUCUCAUCAAGAUGUCGACCUACCUCCGUACUUUCCGAAUUGGAGAUAUCGUCGACAUCAAGGCCAACGCUGCAGAGCAAAAGGGCAUGCCUCACAAGUACUACCACGGCAAGACUGGCAUUGUCUACAACGUCUCUCCCCGCGCAGUCGGCAUCAUCGUCUACAAGACCGUCGGCAACCGCAAGAUUGAGAAGCGUGUCAACCUGCGUAUCGAGCAUGUGAGACAUUCAAAGUGCCGUGACGAUUUCCUGCAGCGAGUCAAGGACAACGCGGCCGCGAAGAAGCUCGCAAAGGAGCAAGGUACUCGUGUGACCGUCAAGCGAUUGCCGGCCGCACCAAGGGAAGCCCACACGAUCAGCGUCUCUGCUGCCAACAAGCCAGAGACGAUUGCGCCUGCACCAUAUGAUACCUUUAUCUAGUGGUUCUCGUGCUCCUUGUACUGGCAUGCAUUGUGUCAAUCCGCACCUUGUCUGCCCUUAAUGCUAGGCUGCAAACAAGCUGGUCUCUCCUG
This is a messenger RNA of Mixia osmundae IAM 14324, 730 nucleotides long. RefSeq lists its product as uncharacterized. Gene Ontology annotation, molecular function: structural constituent of ribosome. NCBI's taxonomy places the organism in Eukaryota, Fungi, Basidiomycota, Mixiomycetes, Mixiales, Mixiaceae. Bases 153 to 638 code for a protein of 161 amino acids. Gene Ontology annotation, cellular component: ribosome; cytosolic large ribosomal subunit. The record is from RefSeq and is a predicted model, not a curated record. Gene Ontology annotation, biological process: translation. The transcript has 5 exons.